UGGAGGGCUGGCGGCGGCGGCAGCGGGGCUGCCAUGGCUCGGCCUCCGGGUCCAGAGCACCGACUCCCACCUCUCCCCUCCUGGCCUGCCCCCCAUGCCUGGCAGACCUUUGCCUUUGCCGGGGCUCCCGCCUGACCAGCCUCCCCUCCCCGUCUGGUUGGGAUCUGGGGGCUGAGCCGUCUGGGGUCCCAGGGCCAAUGCAGUGCCGGCUCCUCCGGGGCCUGGCUGGAGUCCUCCUCACCCUUCUGUGCAUGGGGCUCCUCUCCCUACGGUACUACUCAAGCCCAUCCCCGCAGGGCGUGCCGGAGACCCCCGGGCUGAGCCCGCCAAGCCCUCGGCCCCCCGAGCUGCAGCUGCACGAUGUCUUCAUCGCAGUCAAGACAACCCGGGCCUUCCACCGCUCCCGCCUGGAGCUGCUGCUCGACACGUGGGUCUCCAGGACCAGGGAACAGACGUUCAUCUUCACCGACAGCCUGGAUGAAGGCCUCCAGGAGAGACUGGGGUCCCACCUCGUGGUCACCAACUGCUCUGCAGAGCACAGCCACCCUGCCCUGUCCUGCAAGAUGGCUGCUGAGUUUGAUGCCUUCUUGGCCAGCGGACUGAGGUGGUUCUGUCAUGUGGAUGACGACAACUAUCUGAACCCGAGGGCGCUGCUGAAGCUGCUAAAAACCUUUCCGUGGACCCGCGACGUCUACAUCGGCCGGCCCAGCCUGAACCGGCCUAUCCACGCUUCUGAGCCGCAGCCCAACAACCGCACGAGGCUGGUACAGUUCUGGUUUGCCACCGGGGGCGCCGGCUUCUGCAUCAACCGCAAACUGGCUUUGAAGAUGGCCCCAUGGGCCAGUGGCCCCCGCUUCGUGGACACGUCUGCCCUCAUCCGGCUGCCUGACGACUGCACUGUGGGCUACAUCGUCGAGUGCAAGCUGGGCGGCCACCUGCAGCCCAGCCCCCUCUUCCACUCCCACCUGGAGACCCUGCAGCUGCUGGGGGCUGCCCAGCUCCCGAAGCAGGUCACCCUCAGCUAUGGCAUCUUUGAGGGGAAACUCAACGUCAUUAAGCUCCACGGCCCCUUCUCCCCUGAGGAGGACUCCUCCAGGUUUCGCUCCCUCCAUUGUCUCCUCUACCCGGAUACUCCCUGGUGCCCACAGCUGGUGGCCCGAUGAACCCUGAACCCCCAGGCAAAGGUUGAACUGAAGCCUUUGGUUGUCCUUAGCCUCCCCGGCGGCCUUGAGGGCCCGUGGCAGUUCCUGUGUGGGCAGCAGUCCCUGGCAGGACCUCUGUGGUGGGCAGGCCCAGGAUUGGAUGUUGACUGGCGGUAAAGGCGUCCCAAGCCCCUGGGAGAUGGGCUGGACAGCCCAGGACCAGGUGUACCACGUGAGGGCCGGAGAGGCCUCAGGGGCUGGACCUCCAUGGGCCUUAGGUGGCUGAACUGAACAAGGGUAGGGGUCCUUGAGCUGCUUGGGCUCAGGAGUCCUAACUCUCCAGAGAAUUACAUGGGUCCCUUGGUGUGGUCAGAGCCCCCACCUCUGGUCCCUCAGUCACUCUCCCGGGGUCAAGUGCUGGGCCACCCACUCCUGGCUUCCUCAGCUGGAUCCCCACCCACCGAGGGGACGCAGGUGCAAGAAGGACGAAUCCAGGGUCUGUGGCAGAUACUGUUAUUGCUGACCAGUCUCCAGUCCCUGCUCCCCACCCGAUUUUGUUUGGAGCGUCAGCAUGUCCAGACCCAGAUGAUGAAUCAGAAUGGGUCCUAGCCAAUCAUGAUGGUCCUUUUGCUCACUUUCCCAGCUUCCCUUUCUGUUAGGAGCUACGACAUGACCCAGCUCUGGCCAGAGCCAGAGCUCUGUCUGUUAGUGCAAAUUAAGCAAAGCCAAUAGAGAGGCUUCUGGGGAAGGUUUUGCAGCCCCAGACCCCAUCUUCCUGCUGUGAAUGUGGGUGUGAUGUCUGGGUCUAGGGCAGCCACCUUGCUACCAUGAAGGAAAGGCCAAGACAAUCAUCCACAGCUGUCCCUUCCAACAUCUGGUUGUGUAAGCAUAUUAAACCCUUAUUUGUUUAA
Messenger RNA from Kogia breviceps (pygmy sperm whale), 2053 nucleotides. It is a transcript of the gene MFNG, whose product is annotated as MFNG O-fucosylpeptide 3-beta-N-acetylglucosaminyltransferase. Lineage: Eukaryota; Metazoa; Chordata; Mammalia; Artiodactyla; Physeteridae. The record is from RefSeq and is a predicted model, not a curated record. Gene Ontology annotation, molecular function: O-fucosylpeptide 3-beta-N-acetylglucosaminyltransferase activity. Gene Ontology annotation, biological process: pattern specification process; regulation of Notch signaling pathway. Gene Ontology annotation, cellular component: Golgi membrane.